GUGCGCCCUCACCGAAUCCCCCACUAUGGGGAGGACGCAUUUGCCACGUGGAGUACUUGCCCCAUGAUCUAGUCCCACGUGGCAAGUGCGGAGGUGGCGACCCCGAGGUGGCGAUGGGAGCGGGAUGGCAACGCCCAGGUGGCGACGCCAUGUGGCGUACUUGCCACGUGGCGAUGGGAGAGGGAUGGCAACGCCGAGAUGGCAACGCCGAGGUGGCGAUGGGAUCGGGAGCGGGAUCGGGAAGCGAAGGUGGCCACGAGCGCGGGAUCGGGAUCGGAAAGUGGAGGUGGCGAUGGGUACCACACUUCGCACGUGCCAAACAUCGCACGUGGCGCACGUGCCACGUGGCGCACUUUCCACAUCGCCACGUGGCGUACUUGCCCCAUCAUCUAGUCCCACGUGGCAAGUACGGAGGUGGCGACGGGAGCGGGAUGACGACGUCGAGGUGGCGACGCCAUCUCGGCGUCGAGGUGGCGUAAUUGCCCCAUCAUCUAGUCCCACAGGCAAGUGCGGAGGUGGCGACGCCUAUGUGGCGAAGGGAGCGGCAAAUCCUAUCGUGAAGGUCGCGAUCGCGGUCGCGCUGAUCAAGGUCGGGAUCGAGGUUGAUAUCGCGCUGAUCAAGGUCGCGAUCGCGUUGAUCAAGGGCGGGAUCGUGAUCAAGGUCGCGAUCGCGCUGAUCAAGGUCGAGAUCAAUCGGCGAUCCCGAGUUGAUCAAGGUCGGGAUCGUGAAAGAGAGAGCGAUCAAGGUCCGGAUCGUGUCUAGAUCACCGUAGGGGGUUUGCUACGUGACCACUGCGCAAGGAGAAUGAGGGCGUAGGCAGGCGACCAAUAAAUCAAUCAACCAAUC
Messenger RNA from Chara braunii, 847 nucleotides. Lineage: Eukaryota; Viridiplantae; Streptophyta; Charophyceae; Charales; Characeae. The record is from the annotation of a GenBank genome assembly.